Messenger RNA from Folsomia candida, 724 nucleotides. Its product is annotated as exoskeleton protein RP43-like. The transcript has 3 exons. NCBI's taxonomy places the organism in Eukaryota, Metazoa, Arthropoda, Collembola, Entomobryomorpha, Isotomidae. The coding region runs from base 1 to 687 and encodes 228 amino acids. The record is from RefSeq and is a predicted model, not a curated record.
AUGAUAGUAACCACCUGCGGAGGAUAUGUUAACACCUCCUCCGCAUUAAUUGAGUAUCAACCUGGAGCGUCAAUUAGAGCAGAUCAGCAAUGCGUCUGGAUUGUGAAAGUUCCCUUAACCUUUCUCCGAUUUCGCCUUGUUUCUUCCGGACUUGGAGAAAAUGAUGGACUUUUCAUCAACGAUUUCCUCUCAUACGCGCCAACAACACAGAAAAAAUUAAUUGUUGGAGAAAAUUAUACCGUCUCCUCGGACCAGGCCGUCAUCACUUUAAGCGUGGGGCAUGCCCCGACACGUGGAUUUUCCUUGGAGUUCUUCUCCAGUGGGAUGGUCACUGCCCGCGGACCGUACUCUGGGUUCGCCAGCCUCAAUAUGAACAGUGGGAAUUUCUCGUAUCCAAGCAACGGGGGGCAGUAUCGGGACGGAGAAAAUGCUGUUUUUGUCGUCAACCCAAUCGUCCCAGCGCAAAGGACGUUACGAUUUACAAGAAUGGGUUUAGAAUACGCUAAUAAUUGCGUCUAUGAUGCCGUAUCGGUGUACAAUUGGUUCAAUAAUGAGUACAUUCAAUUAGGAAGAUAUUGUGGAACUACAUUACCACCAACAUUUACCCUGGAGGCGGGCGUGGCUUUGGUAGUUUUCAGAUCGGACACAUCAAAUGUGGGGGUAGGGUUUGCAUUCGAAUGGUUGUAAAAAAUUUAAAUAGUUACAUAGAUAAUUGACAAUUUUG